AGCGCUCUGAGUAACCUGCGAUGGCAACAUUGUGAAGAAGACAGGUGAUUGAGGUACUUUGUACCUCUCUUCUGUUUAGCGGCGUUUUGGACGAAAUAAAAGGCUCAAUCCUCUUUAAGGGUGACGAAGGUCAGUCCCAGCUGAUGCCCGGAUAAGCUUGAGCUGAGAGGAGAUAACCAGCAAGCAAGAAGCCAGCAUACAUGUGUUACUACACAGACUGCUGACUGAAUGCAGGAUGGCACAGUGGGGUGCCAUAUUCUCAAUUAUUCUGGCUCUUGCUGGAGCAGCCCUCUUGGCUUCUGUGCACAAGAUUGAUGAAGGUCACACUGGAGUUUACUACAGGGGCGGAGCUCUCUUGACUACCACUAGUGGACCUGGUUUCCAUCUUAUGCUUCCAUUCAUCACCACCUACAAGUCUGUUCAGACAACCCUGCAGACAGAUGAGGUGAAGAAUGUCCCUUGUGGCACGAGUGGAGGAGUGAUGAUCUACUUUGAUCGCAUAGAGGUGGUCAACUACCUUGUUCCCACAGCAGUGUUUGACAUUGUCAAGAACUUCACUGCAGACUACGACAAAGCUUUGAUAUUCAACAAGGUGCACCACGAACUCAACCAGUUCUGCAGUGUUCACUCUCUGCAGGAGGUCUACAUCGGCUUGUUUGACCAAAUUGACGAAAACCUGAAACUCACGUUGCAAGAAGAUCUAACAAGAAUGGCACCUGGACUUAUCAUACAGGCAGUGCGUGUCACAAAGCCCAACAUCCCAGAGAGCAUCCGCAGGAAUUAUGAGCUCAUGGAGAGUGAGAAGACAAAACUGCUGAUUUCCCAGCAAACACAGAAGGUUGUGGAGAAGGAGGCAGAGACAGAAAGGAUCAAAGCUGUGAUUGAGGCUGAAAAAGUGGCCCAGGUGGCAGAAAUCAAGUUUGGACAGAAAGUCAUGGAGAAGGAAACUGAAAAAAAGAUCUCUGAAAUUGAGGAUGGUGCUUACCUGGCUCGGCAGAAAGCCAAAGCAGAUGCGGAGUUCUACACUGCACAGAGAGCUGCAGAGGCCAACAAGAUGAAGUUAACUCCGGAAUACCUGCAGCUUAUGAAGUACAAGGCCAUUGCUGCCAACAGCAAAAUCUACUUUGGAAACGACAUACCCCAGAUGUUCAUGGACUCAGCCAGCACUUCUCUAAAGGCCUCUGCAGCCAUGGACCUUAUGGGCGAGCAGAUCUUGGAUGUGGAUUAGAAAAGAAGGUACUGGGAGGACCACAUGUGGUUGGGUGGUUGGUGGACUAAAUGUUGGAGAGCAGUGACUCAAAACUAUGGCAGGUAGCUCUGCUGACCAGAGACCCUAUUUUCUCAAGAACCUCAGAAUCACUGCUAGAAACCUGUUAACAAACCUCAGAAUAGAACCCUUUCAGGACCGGCUCUCCGCUUGGUUUGGUGGAAGAAGAAAAUGUUAAAUGGCAUCAGGCCAUGGGUGUCUGAGGUCAAGGGGGGAGACACCUGAUGUUUGAUUAUGCAUACACAUUAGGUGCACCAGCAUUUUAUUUUGCCACAAUGAACACAGCUAGCGUGGGACUGCUCAAGCACAAGCAAGUGUGCAUGCCUGCAAUAUGACAGCAUGCAAAUAGAGAUUAGUGCUUGAAUGGGGGAAAAAAAAAGUCAUUUUUAUGUUUACAUAAUUUUUUGUCAUGUCAUGUGGCUCUUAAAUGCCUAGGCCUACUAUACAUUAGUCAUUUUGUCAAAUUCCGUUCCAUUCCAAUAAAGAAAUAUUUAUAGUCCUUUAAUGAUUGCUUCAGGUUGAAACCUCUACAGCUAAAUACGUUUCACUUUACGUCGCUCCUUCACAACAAAUGUUCUCACUUGCUUUGCCUUUUUAAUGUUAUGAUAGAAUGACAGAUAUUAUGUUUUACGUAUGAGUCCAUGAUGAUGUCAAAUCAAAGGCCCAAGCACAGCUGCCCAUUCUUCCAGAUUCUGGGGCAGACUCCCGGAUAUUGUCCUUGUCUACCGACAUCCAGACUGAAGUUAAAACAUUUUCGGACUGUGAUGUUUUUGUGUCGAUUUAUAAUACUGUAGCUUUUGCCCAGACAGUGAAGAAUGACGAGGAAGUGGAGGAUCAACAAUCUAUUGAAAUGAACAGGUUACUUUCAGCUCGGGCUGCAAGAAACUAUUAUUUUGUAAGUCGAUUAAUCUGAAGCUUGUUGUUUCAAUUAACUGAGUAAUCGGUUAGGCCUUAGAUGGACCAAAUCGGUAUGAACCAAACACAGUUAGUGAUUUGGCCUGCAACAUAUCAGAAAAGAGGCAAAAAUGGCAAGUUUCCCAAAGUCAAAGCUGAUGUGUGUGAGUAUCACAAAGUAACACAAAGACAAUAGGUUUGCUUUCAUGGAUGAUUAAGAAAAUGAAAAAAAAUCUUGGCAUUUGAGAGACUGAAAUCAGAGGAUAUUUACCAUAAAUUCUGGACUAUGAGCCGCUAUGUUUUCCACAUGCUUUGAACCCUGCGGCUUAAACAAUGACUGCAAAUUUAUGGCUAAAAGAAGUACAGUUCCCAUGAUGCUGAGAGUGCAGAUUCAGAAUGUAGUGAAGUGGAUGCUAGUAUUACAUUUUGAAAUCUUAUGCAGGAAUCGUGUUUUGAUCUGACAAAUAGUAAGUUUGAUCAAGUGUAGAAUUACUGAAGUCCAAAAAGUGGACUGCUUACAGUACGUAAACUCCAAUGGGGAGGGGGAGAACGCGUCUCAUGUUUCACUUAUCGGUGCUAACAAGUGAUGCUGGGAACACCGAGUGUAGGUAACGAUUGCAAGGUUUACAGUGUGUCUUUCUGUGUAAAUAACCCAUCUUACAACAUAGACCCCUAUGGCUUAUAGACAAGCGGGUCAUAUAUUUGUACAACAUAUUUUUUCUCUUUAAAUUUGGUGGGUGCGGUUUAUAUUCAGGUGAGCUCAAUGGUGCGGAUUUCACGGUACAUUUUAAAAUUAAAAAAUGGUUAAUCUAAUCCCAAAAUAGUUGUCGAUGUUGCUGUUACAGCUCUACUAUCAGUGUUGCCUGUCCUCAGUCGUAUUCUAGCAGUUUGUAGCAUUUUACCGAUCACUUUGACUUUGCUGAAGACGGUUGCAGUCAGGUGAAUGUCAAAGAAAACAGACCACACCUUCAGAAUAUUUGGUAUAUGGUUCUCUGUUGAAGUCUGAUGACAUAAGUAGACUUGAACAAGUCGGCUAGGGAAUUUAGGAAGUGAAGCUCACGUGCUCUUAUCUGGGGUCAAUUUGACUGCCCUGCUUCAGGAAAUAGAUUAUUUUUACAUUUAUUUUUUUAUCACCCUCAACUUUUGUUUUUGUUCUUUUUUUUUUGUUUUGUUUUGGUUUGGUUUUUUAAACACCACAGUGUGUAUAUGUAGCACUUGGUGUGUAAACCGCAAAAGAUUAAGAUGCUUUACCUUUAAUCCAAAAGGCUUCUUCAAUUCAAACAAUUCCACUUUUGCAUGUUAUCAUGACCAGCAUAAUUGAGAAUCUGCACAGACUUGCUGUACAAACCUUAUUUUUGCAGCUAUUAAGGACCACUUUGAGAUGCUCACAGUUUGAGGUGACAGCCACCAUUUUUUUUUAUUUUGUGUACAUUUGAGACAGUUUUAGUUAGUUUUACAAAAUAUAUGGGCUACUCAGGAACUGUGCUUGAACUUCUGUUAUGGAUGCAUUAUUUGGUGCAGACAUGCGGGCUAUAUUAUUAGUGAUGUCUCAUAAUAUUCCGCUAUAUACUUAUUGUAUUUUCCAUUGUAAUGAUUUUAAAGCAUGAAUGUUAAAGUUUAUAAACUAUAAGAAGCUGA
Molecule: messenger RNA, 3799 nt
Organism: Dunckerocampus dactyliophorus (ringed pipefish)
Lineage: Eukaryota; Metazoa; Chordata; Actinopteri; Syngnathiformes; Syngnathidae
Gene: erlin2
Product: ER lipid raft associated 2
Exons: 13
Coding region: 236-1228 (330 amino acids)
Biological process (GO): SREBP signaling pathway
Cellular component (GO): endoplasmic reticulum membrane; endoplasmic reticulum
Molecular function (GO): cholesterol binding; ubiquitin protein ligase binding
Source: RefSeq, a predicted model, not a curated record